GACGUCGACGCGUCCCUCUCCCUCCCUCCUGCUCGGUCCUCCCGUCGCCCUCGCUACGCGGCGCGUCCAACGACUGCCAUUGUCUUCAGGGACGCCCACGCCCACAUAAAUAGCGAUGCCCAACUCUAGCUGCGGCGCGGACGCCGACGUCCACAUACGAAACUCGGCCUCAGGAGGAGGGUCCAGCUUGCGCACGUCCCCCGCAGCCACACCACCCCGCCUCGUCAGGCUCCCACCCCACCUCCGACGCAAGGCCGCCGCGUGCACGAUGGACGAGGACGACUCCGGAUGGGAGGCAGACUGGGAGGCCGAGUCGCGCGCGUCGUCCGUCGCUCCUAUGCGCGUCGAAGCGACUGGCGACGGGCGCCAUGGCCCACUCCGUGGCCACGCCGGCAGGAAGGAGGGGGCGCAGGACGUGAGCAUGCCCAUGAUGGCUCACCCGCCGAUGGCGAGGCAGGAGGAGCGACGCGUCACAGCGCGCGUCGAAGAGGAAUGCCUCGCGCGACGGCGGCGGCUCGAGUCGGGCCCCGGCACGCGACCGCGCCUGCGCAGGUACAACCCCGACUACCUCCUUGCCGCGCGUCGGUGGCACGCCCAGGACCGUCGUGGCUCAGCGCAUUCUUGGAGCCUCUCGGGCGCGACGACGGAGCUCUACGCCGAGGGUGCCCCCGUCUGCCAACAUUGCCUCCUCAGCAUCAACUCGCACCCUUCCCCCGCCCACGCCACCUCCCUGCCCGAAGCCGACUGCAUCACCUCCCUGCCCACCGACCCCCUCUCCGCCCUCGCCUCCCUCUCCCUCCCAUCGCCGCCGCCCCCGAACCCCAACCUGUCCCCUGCGGACUGGGAGACCGUCUACGCCCACCUCGCGGAGCACCGCGCGACCCUCGCGCACCUCCAGCGCGCCGCCGCCGACGCGGAGCGCGCCAUGCUCGGCGCGUGGGCCCUCGUGGAGGAGGUCGUCAUGCCUGUCGUGCGACGCCAGCGUGCGGGCUUGUCGGCGGAGCGGUGCGGAGUGUGAGCGAGUCGGGUGUCGCCUUGCAGCGGAGGGGUACCUUGGGGUGGUGCUCGAUACGAGGGCGGGGAAAACUGCAGGUGUGGUGAGGGCGCGAUCGGACUUGGCUUCUUGGAACGAAGGAAAGAAAUGUGAAUGCGUGUGUACGAUGGCUGUAGCAUGACGAGGCAACGUAACGCAAAAGGUUGUAGCGUGUAUCAUAGCUCGAUUGUCGGCUCGUAGCGUGAAUGGUGUAUUAUACUGUCUUGGAAUGUAUUCGUGCUUUCGAAUGUUCAA
Fomitopsis serialis is the source of this 1288-nucleotide messenger RNA. RefSeq lists its product as uncharacterized. The transcript has 4 exons. The record is from RefSeq and is a predicted model, not a curated record. The coding region runs from base 116 to 1018 and encodes 300 amino acids. NCBI's taxonomy places the organism in Eukaryota, Fungi, Basidiomycota, Agaricomycetes, Polyporales, Fomitopsidaceae.